AUCAGAUGUAGCGCUUCUGGAGAGAGUUUAAGUCUGUCGCUUCUUUAAGAACAUCAUGAAGUACUGCUGGAGUUUACUCGCUCUACAACUCUUGAUUGUGAAUGGUGUGUUUGGAGAUGACACGGAUGAAAUCAAGUCAGUGAUCGAGAGAGAUUCAGUCACUCUAGACACAAAUGUUGAAAAACAGAAAAGUGAUAUGAUUGUGUGGGGUUUUGGACCUGAAGACACUCUUAUUGCUCAAAUCAAUGGAGAGGCCAACAGCAUGCGUGUAUAUGAUGAUGUUCUUGAUGGGAGAUUUAAAGACAGACUGGAGUUGAACAGUAAAACUGGAUCUCUCACCAUCAGAGACAUCAGAACUGAACACUCGGGACUUUACAUGCUCAGGAGAACCAGUAAUAAGGUCUCAUACACAACAUUCAGUGUAACUGUUAAUGAGAGGAAAUCAGAGAUUAAGAAGACUGAGGAGAUUGAGGAGAUUGAGGAGAUUGAUGAGUCUACUCCCGGUCGAUCACAUUCAGAUUCUAUCAUCAUCAUCAUUACGGCGUGUACGGCUGCAGUAUUAAUUGUUAUAAUCUCAGCUGUGAUCUGCUUCAGGAAACACAGAGAGGAUCUAAAAGCUUUAAUAAAAGUGCAGACUUCUGAAACUGACGUUCUGACUGAAAAAAGACGACUUCAGGACAAAAUUCAGCAACAAGUUUGAAGGUUAACUAACCUGAAAAGACUUUUUAAUGGCAGGUUUUGACGACACUUUAUUGACCUCAUGAUGUGUUUUAAUGAACAAUGUCCUGCUGUACUAUCUUUUGUAUAUUUAUUGUAUAUUUAUUGUCUUUAUUAAGUGUUUUUUACUUGAAGAACAAUAAAGAUUGUGAAUAAUUUAAUUACAUUUUAAAUGUCACAACACAAUUAAAAGCAUAUGUGAUAAUCCAGAGGAAA
Xyrauchen texanus (razorback sucker) is the source of this 933-nucleotide messenger RNA. RefSeq lists its product as uncharacterized. The transcript is spliced from 5 exons. The record is from RefSeq and is a predicted model, not a curated record. Bases 56 to 700 code for a protein of 214 amino acids. NCBI's taxonomy places the organism in Eukaryota, Metazoa, Chordata, Actinopteri, Cypriniformes, Catostomidae.